Molecule: messenger RNA, 6309 nt
Organism: Symbiodinium sp. CCMP2592
Lineage: Eukaryota; Dinophyceae; Suessiales; Symbiodiniaceae
Source: the annotation of a GenBank genome assembly
AUGACAGUUUUCGCGAGGUUGUGGCGCUCCUUCCACAGGAGCGACGACGAGCAGUGUGCUGAGGCCUUCGAGGCCGCACCUCACGUGGCCUGCCCCACGCAUGAGGUGCCAGUAAAUCGCGCCGAAGAGCGCCUCUUUGCGAAGGAGGACUUCCCGCCGCCGACUCCUGCUCUUGAUCUCAGCGACUUCCUCCAGGAGCUGUCGGAAGGUGCUUCUGAGUCGCUCAAAGCCGAUGAGCUUCUGUACGCUGCCACGGAUGGCAGUGCUCGCAACGACAUUGCUGCGUCAGCCAUUGUCUUCGGGCAGCAUGUGACUGAGCACAGCAGCUUUGCAGCAGGGACGGGUGAUGAGGACCAGUCUGCUUUCAAAGCUGAGAUGCAAGCUUUGCUUUGGCUUGCUACUGUCUGCUGUGAAGUUUCUGGUAAGCUCUCCAUGCAACGCGAACUUUUCGUUGUAUCUGACUGCCUUGCGGCGAUUUCUGCUUGUCAAUCUGGCCACUCUUCUGAUUUGCCAGGUCUGGCUCGUGCUGCCUUUGACCUUUUCGCGCAGUCGGCCCGCCAGGGCCUCGCGUGUACAUUCUUGUGGGUCCCGUCUCAUGGGAAACAGCUGAAGUGGGCGCCGCCUGAGCCUCACUCUGCUGCGACUCUUCGUGCUCUCAACGAGUCGGCGGAUGUGGCUGCUAUUCGCUGCAUGGAACGCAGAAUGCAGGGUUCGUUGCGGGCCCGGUGGCAUGCAAGAGUUGAGGAGGUGACCGCCUGGGAGGUCAAAACUGUCAGAAUCGCCGUGAGCGCAAUCGAAUCUCUUGUGAAGACUGUUGAGAAGGGUAACCCUCAGUUCUCCAUGAAGCUGAACUUGUUGCGUUUACAGCAGGAUGUGAUUGUUACCACAAAAUCUGGACUGGAUAGGUUCAUUCUGUGUGUGGAACAAGAAGCGCAUCGGCUAUCAGCAGAUGAGGACGUGCGCACUGCAGCGGGACAUGGGAACAAGCAGCAGCAUGAUGAUGAGUAUGUGAUUGCGAAGGCUAGUGGAAAGGGAAGCGAGAAGUGUUGGUUUCAUUCAACUCCAGAAGGGUGCUCACGUGGGCGAGAUUGUCCAUUUUCACAUGACGGCCCGUCCGGGGCAGCAGGGCCUAAGGGCUCAAAGGGCAAAGGCAAAGGAAAGAAAGGCAAGGAUCACGAUCAGUCAACCGAUGCGGCAGCAAAGGCUAAAGCAGAAGCCAAAGCGAAAGCAAAGGCUGCGGCCAAGGAAGCCAAGGCCAAAACCAAAGCCGAGCAGCAGACGCUGAGGCCAACGCAGCUCCAGCUUCGUCGGCAGCGAAAUCUGCUAGGACGAGAUGAGAUGGAGCAGUAUGGUCAGACUGGAUCGGCUCCUAGUGCAGCUUGUUGGGAGCGUUUGCAUCCUGACAACGAGUCUCAAGCUUUGGAGUGGCAAGCAUGGGAGUGUUUUCGGGACGGUAUUACGCAUCAGGAGCUCAUCAGUGUGACCUCCACGGGACAGCGACUACAUGUUGCAAACUAUGUCAGAGCAGCAUCCUGUGACUCAGAUGCGGCACAUCUGCUGAUAGAGUCAUCGACAGCAUCAUGGUGGUGUGUCGUACGCGUGCAACAUUGUGAGCCUGACCCAAUCCCGGUAGGUGUUGCCUUCCACUUUGCUGAUGACCAUGCUGUGGUUAGAGAGGUAACCACUGAGGAGGAGACAUCGCCCGAAGAAUCCAACCUCGAGGAGCUCGGGGAUAACUCUGAGGAGGAGCCAGCGAUUGGUACAGAGCCGGACCCUCUUCACGUCAUGCUGGACAUGAUUGAUGCCACACGGUAUGCGAGGAUCUUGAGUGCACUUGGAGUUGAAACCAUAGAAGACUUGGAUCUUAUUCGAGAAGAUGAUUUAACAGAUAUCCCCGCAGUUCCUCGACGCAAGAUCUUAGAAGCCUCCCAAGCCAUCAAUCGAGGUUACAUUUUACUAGAGGAAUUGCCGGAUAUGUGGGCAUGGGCUCAUCGCAGAAACCAAGAUGUCGAGCACCCGCUCUCAGAAGGGGAGCCGGAUGCUGAACCUUUUGGGGCCAAGUUGGAAUGCAGAGAUGAAGGGCAUGCCCAGGCAUCACGAGCUCAAGGCUCAGAGCCCUGGGUACUUGUGGAUUCAGGAGCAAAUGAAACCAUUCGCCCGUGGCUUCCGACCAUGAGCACUACAGGAUGCAAGCAGACAUCAGUCACCACAGCCAGUGGCGACCGGGUGGAGGCCUUAAGAUCUCGUGACGGAGAGUUGUGCGUUAGAUCUUCCGAUGACAGCCAAGAAUGGCUUCUCAGCGUACGGCGUCUAGUUCAAGCUGGGGGCAUGUUCUGUUGGGAUGAAUCGGGUGCUUUGUUGCGGUAUUGGGAUGAGGAUCGGAAGCAGUACAUGAAGGUGGUGUGUCAGGUCAUAAAUGGGCUUCCUUACAUCACUUGGACAGAUUUCAAGCCUAUUCGCAUCCUUCUAUCUCGUAGAUACAAGGGGAAGGAAUCCACAGCAGCAAGCGCCGAGGAAGCUCCAGCAGAUACUACAUUACAACAGUUGCGGAUGUGUGACACAUGCACCCCAGAAGAACUAGCAGAGCAGACCUGGGCAGAGGAGGACGUGACCAUCAAUAAGUCGCGAUCAGAGCUUGAUGACGUUGAGCGUUCUGAAGCCAGGGCAAAGGAGAUGUUAUCCAGUGAACAAAUCACCCGUGAAAAUGUUUGGAACCUGGUUCAGGAUGCUGGUCUCAAGGGUCAGCGGACGCGGACAUCACUGCAGACUGAUGGAGAGACGAGGCCUCGGAUGUGGGUGUUCGGAUAUUUCGCACACGGUGGAGUCGAUGGACUCACUGCGUUAACGACGGAACGACCGUAUCUCACUCGAGUACUCUGCGAGUUGGUGAGGCGGGAGCUCCCCCACCACACUUUCACGAGCCUGGUUCUGGCAAUCGAUGCCACGCUCAAACCUCAUCGUGAUAGUUUCAAUCAUCCUGAGACUGAAGUGGGUCUUGUCGGCCUUACGGAGUUCAAACACGGUGAACUGUGGAUCGAGGAUGUCGAUGGCAAUGUAAAGCGAAGAGUAACAGAGCAGAAGGUCCUGGUUGGUCGCUUGCUUUCGGUUUCAGGAGCCGCAGUCACGUUCAAUGGCAAGGCAUGGCAUGGAGCAGAAGCCCACCAAGGCAUCCGCAGCACGAUUUCAGCAUUUCCGCCCAGUCGGUUCAGCAAGGCGAAUCGCAACAUCAUCGCAAAUCUCAGCGAGUUGGGAUUCAAGAUCCCGACACAUGUGCAGUCAGUAGCAGCCUCGGCAGUUACAGCCAGCACAAAUCCGAAAGCAUCCAGUCAAGAUGACGAUGAUGGUGAUGAUCAUGCGAUGUGUGAGUUUGAGCCGGAGGGUCUUUGCGAGGUUUGUGGGGCUGUGUGUAGGUUUCAGGUUGAGCCCGCGCCAGAGCCUUCGCGUGAUGAGCCAUGGCCUGUCGCGUGCACAAUCGUUACUGACGAGUCUGGUCCUGUAUCGUCUUUUCAGGAAAGGGCACGAUCUCAAGCACUCAAUCGGCUGUCGCAGCAAUGCAGUAAAGGCCUCUACGAGCGGAGAUGCCCCAAGUGUUUGGAGGCCCAUGGUCACAAGCGCAAAUGUCGGCGGCUGGACCCGAGUGAUGUUUCCAAGGGCACUUUGUCCAUGGACUUGUCAGGUCCUCAUCCAACUGCAUUCUCAGGCCAUCGCUACUUUCUUGUUGCGAACUUGUGCACAGGCGGGGAAUUCCCAGACAUACCGUUCGUGCGUUUGUUGCAAACAAAGAAAACCGGGGAAGUAGCUCAAGCUUUGAGUUCAAUCAUGUGCCAGAUCGUGUCGCUCAGUCAGGGUGUCCCGGAAGUGUUCCGGAUACAUUCGGAUGCCGGCAAAGAGUUUGUCGGCAAGGCGUUUAUUACAGAAGUCCAGCGAUUGAGUCUUUGGCCAACCACAAGUGUUCCAUAUUCUCCCCAACAAAACGGAAAGGCAGAGAGGCUGGUAGGACUGAUCAAGUCUGCAGCGGCUUCGCUGCUGCUGCACGGUAGGCUGCCCUUGAAACUCUGGAGCGAGGCAGUUCUCGAGGCAUGCUUCCUACGACGCCAGAAAUCUUUGCAGCUGCCAUUGCCAGCUGAUCGCCCGAAGAUGGGCGCCGAGGAGGCCAUUUUCCUUGCGAAUGAGGAGCGGGCUCCAGGUGGGGCCCGGGUCAUGGUAAAGCGCGGGGAUAAGACUUCGGUUCGAAUUGUUCGUCUUCCAGUGCUAAGUGAUCAAGUUAUGAAGCGCUGGAGGGUGGUCAAGGGACCUGCUGAGGGACAGAUGGUAUGGGUUUCCACUGAGGGGGAUCUGAAGUGGGACGCCCCGCCAAUCGACAUGCUGACGGUCGAGGAGGCCGCAGGCGACUUCAUCAAGCCCGAAGCUGACGAUGUUGUUGCCAUGAUGAAGAAUAAGCUUGCGAACCCAGAGGGAGCUGAAGGAGCAGAGAAACUGUUUACCCUUUUUGGACAUGGCUUCCUAGUUCACUCUUCGUAUGACGCAGUACCGAGUGCAGUCGCUGCGCAUGUGGAGGAAUUGGAUGUCAACCAGAGUCGCAACAAGGAGGCUAAGGACAAGUACUACAUCUUGGCAUAUCGUCUCGAGGAGGAGAUGAAUGAGCAUGAGCGGACCUUAGCAACGCAGGCUCAGAGCACCGUGGAGAUCGGCGAAACCGUGCCGCAGAGCAUCCUGACUGGAAAAGCCAUAUCGGAAGCAGAGCUGGAAAAAUGGCUAACCGAGGGCGUGGGCACGGAACUUGAAAAUCUUGCUAGCAAGGAUGUCUACGAUGAGGUAGAGAAGAGCAAGGUUCCCGCAGGUGUGAAGCCGAUACCCGCAAAGCUAGUGUUGAAGCGCAAGCCGGUGAACAACAUUGCCGAUGAAGUUGAGGGCAUCGCCUCAGCUGAGCACGCAUCGUUGAGAAGUUGGCAGGCCAAGGCAAGGUUAGUGGCAUGUGGAAAUUGGGAGAAAGGGACAACACCACAGGCUCCAGAGAACCAGUCCUUGAACCCAGGAGCGGAAGCAAUACGGAUCGCAGCAAGCUUGUUGGCACGACACCAGGACUGGACAGGACUUGUGUUGGACAUCAGCGCCGCGUUCCUCAACGCAAAGAUCCAGGGCGAGGACGUGUACGUGUCCCCACCGCCAGCACUGGUAAAGCGCAACAUCAUUAGCGGAUCAGUGCUCUGGAAGCUAAAGCGAGCCCUCUACGGUUUACGCCGUAGCCCGAAGCUGUGGGAGCAUGACAGAGAUGCAGAGGUUGAGGCAAAGAGGGUAGUUGGUCCCGAUGGUCAGUGUCUGAAGUUGGUUCGCCUAGAGCCUGGAGUGUGGAAGGUGAUCGACGAGUCGGAUGUUGAUCAAAACCCACUGGCCUUGGCGUUCAUGGAGUCUUGGACAUUGAAGAUUCAAGGCAUGCUGUGCUUCAAGGAUUUUGCGGAGCAUGAUGUGUUCACCUUCAGUGGUCUUGAGAUCCCAGUACGAAGUGAGCUGACCUUCCUUGGGUGCGAGCUUAAGCGAGACGUAGCCGGUGUGUUCAUUCAUCAGACACAUUGGUUGGAAGCUGAGCUUGUGAAGAGAGGGCUUUUGCACUUGAAGGGCAGCGCAUCCUUGCCGGAGUUGCCAGAGGGCACUAUAUCCUGCCGGAUCCACGUACCGGACGUCGCAGCAGUGACGGGCGGAAUAGCGUGCAUCGCAACACUCAGUCCAACGAAGGCAGUCAAGUUGGCUGUAGGGGUAUGGCGCUAUCUGCUGUACACAAAGACAUGUGGUCUGUGGUACCAUGAUCCGGUGCAUUUCUAUGGUGAUGCAUCGCUAGGCGUAGGCGCAAGUCGCAGCCGCACCGGUGCACUUGUCACAUGGGGACAGCAUGUCAUCACAUGGCGCUCGUGUCGACAAUCCAUCACGGCAUGGAGCGCAUUUGAAGCAGAAGUGGAUGCUGGGGCAGCAGCGCUGGAAAUGGGCAUCAAGGUACGAGAAACACUUGAACGGCUCACGACGCGCAGGCCGGCUGCGACUCUGUAUGGAGACAAUGCCGCGUGCCUCACCAACCUCUUGAAAGGACACCAGGAUCACCAAGCUACGAGAACUAGGCAUUUUGGCUUGCGCUGCAGCUGGGUUCGUGACCAGGCGGUCUCAGAGGGAAUCGCUAUCAAGUACAUGAGCGGUACGGCGAUUCCAGCGGAUUCAUUGACAAAGAUUCUGGGACGCAAGGCUCUGGAGCAAGCGAGGCCAAAGUUGUCUGUCGUUGACUCGCAUGCAUUGGGAGCGAAGUGCGAGACUCUGGACUAG